UCUCUCUCUAGUAAUGUGUUUCAGGGCUAUGCAGUGUGUGUGUAUAGUAUGGCUGAUAUCCGUGAAGCAUUUAAUGGGCCAUUUGCUCAUAAAGAAAGGCCGGACUAUCAGUGGGGACCUUACGAAGGACGAGUCCCUUACCCGAGACCAGGAGUGUGCCCUAGUAAGAUCACGGCCCAGCCUGGUCGUGCCUUCCGUAGCACACUGGAGUUUCCAGAUUCUGUUCUGCAAUUUGCUCGAACACACCCACUAAUGUGGCGUCCCAUUUACCCAUCACAACGGCAACCACUGCUGCUCCGCACCGGCGCCCCAUACAGGCUCACACACAUCACCGUAGACCGCACACAGGCCGAGGACGGAUACUAUGAUGUCAUGUUCAUCGGCACUGAUAUUGGGACUGUGCUAAAGGUUAUCGUACUUGGCAACAGUAACUCUCUCACCAACGAAGAGAUCACUCUGGAGGAAAUGCAAGUGUUCAAGGUACCCACUCCCAUAACCUCCAUGGACAUAUCUGUGAAAAGGCAAACUCUGUUUGUGGGUUCACAGACAGGUGUUGUCCAGGUGCCUCUGCACCGCUGCAGUAUGUACGGUAAAGCUUGUGCCGAGUGCUGCCUGGCUCGAGAUCCAUACUGUGCCUGGGACGGACACACCUGCACACGCUACCUGCCAAACACAAAACGACGUUACCGAAGACAGGACAUCAAACAUGCAAACCCAGCACUGCAGUGCAUGGACCAAAACCCCAGCGUGGAGGACCUAGAGCUGACUGAAGAACGGGUCGUUUACUGCACUGAGAACAACAGCACCUUCCUGGAGUGCAUCCCUCGAUCGCCACAGGCCACGGUCACAUGGCACAUCCAGAGAGAUGACUACAUGGAGGAGGUGGUAUUGGAUGAACGCAUCACUAAGACAGACGAUGGUUUGUUGUUCCGCCGUGUGCUCCGUCAGGACGAAGGCAUCUAUGUGUGUCGAUCUCGGGAACACGGAUUCACACGAACCCUCGCACGCUUCUGGUUGGACGUCUUACACACCGACACCCUUUCGGACCUCCUGUCACGUAACAGCAAAUAUAAAGUAUGGUCGCCGUGCCCUGCCAACACAGCCUCUACCAAUCGUGGCCCGGCCAGGGCGUGGUUCAAGGACGUCUUGCAGCUGAUUGGUCCUUCAAACCUGCCGCAGGUGGAGCAGUACUGUGAACGUGUUUGGUGUAAUGAGAAGCUGAGACGCAAACACAAAAACAUGAUGGACAAAUAUCGGCAAGCGCAGGACUCUGUGCGGAGAGCACGAGUCCAAAAGAGCACAGGAGAAUCCCGAAUCCGCUCUCCACGGGACCUCCACUCGCAAGAGUAAAAUACAGAGCCACAUGAAGCAAUAUAGACUUCCAAUAGAAAGUGGACUUGAUUUUUAGAUACGCUCAUACACACACACAUAAGCAUACUUGUUUUGGUUUGUGGUGAUGUAAAAUAUUAUGGGCUUUGUGUCUAACAAUCCAAGAUAUCUCUGUGUUAAAUUAGGGCAUUCUUGAGCAUCCUUUCCAAAAGUUCCUGUGACCACGGCAGCCGGCUCUCAUCAUCUCACAGUAGACCAUGGCCGAUGUUAUACAUCUCACACAGCAGCUGCAAAACCUUUUUACUGGAACAAAUGGAACUAGUAGAUUGGAGCGCUGCCCCUGCUAUAACAGGUGCCAAGAAACAUACAUUCAUUUAAGAUACAUCUGGAUCUGAUACAGCUGAGUGUAAUACUCAGAGACUUUUCCUCAACUGAGAACUAUGGCAGCAUUCAACAAAACUCAGCUUGCCGGUACAUUAAGCUGUAAAGAAAUAAACGUUUGGACUAAUUAGACUAUUGUCUUGUAACUGAAUCAUAGGGUGACGACCGUUGAGACUUCAACAGAACGUAAUCAUCUAGAAACACUUUGCAAUCAUGAGCUUCAGAACUUUGUACAGGGUUCGUUUCUUUUCAGUUUUUGUGAUGUAAAGUUUUGGUAACACUUUAUAGUAAGGUAUGAGUUAUAAAUUAAUGCAUUAGCUAACAUGAAAUAACAAUGAAUUUUACAGCAUUUAUCAAUCUUGGUUUUUAAUUUUUUUUAUAAAUGUUUUAUUACAUGCUUGUUUUUUUCACAUUGUAUAAAAUCACAUUAAUUUAUUAUGAAUGUGAAUUAGCAAUGAACAAUAAUAUAUUUAUAAAUUAACAUUAACCUAAACUAAUAAAUGCUGUAAAAAAUUGUUCAGUGUUCAUGUUAUUAUGUGGCUCGUUGGAAUGCACGACUCUGAUUGGUCAAUCACAGCAUUCUGUCGUCCAUGGCAACACUGCAACUAAAACUAGCCUAAGUACUUCACUACAGACUUUCGCUUUCUUUUUUCACAGAAACGCUAAUGGUGCCAUGUUGUGUGUCAGUUUUCAGUCAUAGUGAAAAUGACCUCAGAGAACUUUAUAUUACUGCAAUAUAACUGCUGUGUCAUGUACACUUGUUUAUUUCUUUGGUGAAAAACUAAUUUUGCCACAACGACCGCCUGACUGUACAUCACUCCCAAACUGAACCUUAUUAUAAAGCAUUUCCACGUUUUAAAUAUAUAGCAAACUCCAAUGUAAAAUUAGACAGUUGAUGUUUUACUAUUUAUUCUUUGAAACGCUGUUCAGCAGCUGCAGUGGCCUUGAUAUGAACAUCUGUGUCCUGUUUCACUGUUCACUUACUCUAGUUCACUUGUUUCUUUGUACACCUAGACUAAAAACUCCUGCAUCACUUGAACCAUUUGUUUAUUUAUAUUUAGAAAGGUCUGGAAAAAAAUAUACCGCUUUCUCUAAAAAACUUAGUUGUUUCUACAAAUCUUUCCUGGAGAGCAACCGUUUGGCUGCAAACUUUCUCCAGUGUCUAUUCAGAACUUCAGGGAAAAAUGUGCAAACCGCUGGAGCAAAUCGAGAAAAAGAAACAAGCUCACUUAUAAUUUUCUGUUCAGUGCCCUGACGUGACUGACUGCAUAGACCAGUUGCACUGAAACUGCUUUUAGUGAAUGUACAGCAGCACUGCUCUGAUUUGAACUGCUUGUGUCAUUAGUUUUUUUUAAUACAAUAUUAAAACAAUAAUCUGAAAUGAGUUCUGCACCUCCAAAAACAUCAACAACACAAUUCCUCUUUUUUACUGUCUUUAAAUCAGUUUUGAUUUUAGCUCAUUUUCUCUGUAAAUAAAAUAGACACAAUGCAUUGUUUUAGCUAGUGUGUCUGAUAUAUUUAUGUUAUUUAAAAGGGAUUCUUGCAUGCAGAAAACUCUGACCUGUGUUUGGUUCAGUGAUACAUAAAUAAAAACGUUUUACAGAGAGUUUUAUGGGUUUGU
Molecule: messenger RNA, 3331 nt
Organism: Carassius gibelio (silver crucian carp)
Lineage: Eukaryota; Metazoa; Chordata; Actinopteri; Cypriniformes; Cyprinidae
Product: semaphorin-3G
Exons: 6
Coding region: 49-1350 (433 amino acids)
Biological process (GO): semaphorin-plexin signaling pathway; positive regulation of cell migration; negative regulation of axon extension involved in axon guidance
Molecular function (GO): semaphorin receptor binding; chemorepellent activity
Source: RefSeq, a predicted model, not a curated record